AUGAUUGAGGAAGUCACAUUUGAAAAUGUCGAGGGUUUCACCGAAGAGGGGCUGCCAUUCCUUAUUUAUUUCCGUGAUCCAUCGAAAAAAAGCGACGAUAAGGUCUUCAUUGAUGCGGUAGUUCGUGAGCUCUAUGAUCAGCGUAUGUCCAUUAACCCACUUCUUGCUGAUGGGUUAAAGUUCGUUCAUCCCCUAAGGCAUCUUGGUAAAACAACAAAGGAUCUCCCUGUCCUUGCAAUCGACUCGUUUGUGCACAUGUACUUAUUCCCAGAUAUAUCGCAAUUAUCGCAGCCAGGAGUGUUAAAGCAGGUGAGAAAUUUACAUGAUGGUUUAUUUAAGCAACGAACACGUCGGCCCAUCUGGUCAGUGACCUCCGUCGAGGACGUUCUUCAGACUUAUACCGCUAGAUGGCGAAGACGAGAAGAUCUCAUAACUGGUGAACUCUACGAGAUGUUGAGUGCGUCGAUGGGACGUCAUUCAGCGCACUGUGUUUGUUCGGACAGCUAG
Molecule: messenger RNA, 507 nt
Organism: Strongylus vulgaris
Lineage: Eukaryota; Metazoa; Nematoda; Chromadorea; Rhabditida; Strongylidae
Source: the annotation of a GenBank genome assembly